Molecule: messenger RNA, 3907 nt
Organism: Polistes dominula (European paper wasp)
Lineage: Eukaryota; Metazoa; Arthropoda; Insecta; Hymenoptera; Vespidae
Product: ubiquitin-protein ligase E3B
Biological process (GO): ubiquitin-dependent protein catabolic process; protein polyubiquitination
Molecular function (GO): ubiquitin protein ligase activity; protein binding
Source: RefSeq, a predicted model, not a curated record
AAAUGAAAAGAAAAGGGGUGUUAGUUUUAUAAAAUUGGAUAUAAUAACACAGAUGGCGCUAGUAGUCAUCGUCUAUCGAUAAACUAACCUAAUACGUUCCUUUGUCCUCGAUAGUGAAGCUUGAAUUGAAUUAACAACAAUGGCCGUUGUGGUUGGCUGUCAUUGGAAAACUUUAGCAGAUUAUGUAUCGAAUGACAGUUCCUUUAUGAUUGAUCAUUUUAAUCAGUUUUUCGUAUUAAUCAAUUUGUAAAUAUUACGAGUUAAAAGGAAUUGUGACAGAAGAUGAUUAUUUAAUAAACUUAAGAUUCGCGGGUAUCGACUGGUGGAUCAUCAAUGACCAGCUGACAAUGUUUUUCAAUUAGCAUAAUUUAUUGUGAUCAUCUGCUACUCGCGGUUAUUCGAAAAUGUUCAAAGCCGAGGAAUCCUCUCGAGGCAGCUUCCUUCAGCAAACUAAAGCAGCAAGAGAAGAAAGAGCUCAUGAAAAGGACAGGGAAGCUGCUGUCACUGUUAUUCAAGCUUAUGUUAGAGGAUGGUUGGCUCGGAUAAGAUUUACCAAAAAGAUUCUAGAGGAAUUCGAUAUCAAUUUUCCUGAUGAUUGUACAAAGCUCGAUGCAAACAUUGAGUUGCAGCUUGCAUUGCAUAUAUACAGGGUUACUUCUAGAUUUUUGAUUAUUUAUAAGAAGGAAAGGGAUCAAGAGCGUAUAGAAAAAUUAUGUAGAUACCUUGUGCAAACUCUACAUUCGGAGUCUCCUAAAUUCUCAUACGUAGGUGUUGCUCUUAACAAGGAUCACUACAUAUCAUGGAUAUUGCAAAUGAAAACAAUUUUAAAUCAUUGUCUCAUUGGCUUGGACAGCCUUAAACCUGAAAUAAGUUCUGACCAUACGUCCAUCCUAUUGAGAUUAUACACAUUAGUUAGUUUUACAUCACCGGCAUCAUGGGCGAUAUUAAAAGUAGAGGGUAUGGAGAAACUGAGACCUGGUAUGAGUCAGUUAUGCGCUAAUAUAAUGGGGCAUCUUGUCAAUAAUGGCUUUUAUGCUAUUAUGCAGACGUUACUAGUAAAAGGAUUAGGUAGAGCAGAAGUUUCAUCGAUAUCAGUUGCACUCUCUGCAGCUGUGACAUUAACUUUAAGACCAUUGAUAUCUUCACAAAUGUCAGAUAAAUUAGUAUCGCUAUUUUUAAUUAAUAUUUUUAGUGUCCCUGCUUUAGUUUAUCACUUGAACAUGUUAUGUCCAGAGUGCAUUUCAUCCUUUAUUAUGCACAAUUUAUUUGCGAGAAGUUUGGAACUAUUAAAUUCGGAACAAAAUUUGAGGAUAGUUUUUAAUGCAUUGGAGGGUAGUUACGCACUAUGUCUAUUAUCCAAUUUAAUACAGUUAGCCAAUAUCGAAAGAGAAGAAGUCCUGAGAGAUUCGUAUUUUCCUUCUUUUACGUUUGUUGUUACAAAAAUGCUAGAAGCAUGUCAACAGUACGUUGUAGCCAAACAAAGUAACAUAACUCAUUGGCAUCCAAUUCUCGGUUGGUUUGCUCAAUCAGUUGAUACUCCUUUACAAGAAGCUAUUCCUUACGUCACAUCGCAAUUAGCUUGCCUAUGGACUGGCAGAAUUGUUUUACAGUUAAUUGGCCAACCAUUAACCGAACUAGUUGGUAAGGAAUCACCUCCGCAGAUGGAACAACAGAGCACAUCUCUAAGUACUAAUAUUUUCCGUCGAGCAUUUUUGGAAGCACGCACAAAUAGAAAUAAUAGCAAUAAAAAUUAUAGAAAAUUAGGGAGUCCUGAAUGUACCAAAAUUGCCCUGAUUUGUUCCAUGUAUCAAACUGCUCUACAUACGCUUACACAAAUGAAGCAGGACAUAUUAACAGGGCUUUGUUAUCAAGAUAAAAUUUUGUAUCAUAUGUGGUUAUUUUUGGGAACAUUGGGGCCACACUGUGGCUUAAAAGCGUUUCUGGAUCAUUUAGCAGCGAAUACGAAAUGUACUGCGCCAGAAUUUCAAAUGUUGAUAUUAUUUUGUGAUUGUAUGACUCAUUACGUUACCAUAUUAGAUGACAUGGAGAUGUACGAGCAGCAAGAUCCUUUUAAAUUAUCGGACUUUAUAACAAUGUCAUUUUUUUUAAACCAAUUUUUAUACAAAGCUGUUCUUAAUAAUCUAUUUGAUGUUACAGAUGUGAAAACAGUGUCUAACAAUCCGUUAUUUACAUCACUACAUACACUUUUAAUGGCUAUUUACCGUCGAGAUUGCAGAAGGCCUUUUUGUCCAGAUGGACAUUGGUUGGCGAAGGAGGUACGAGUUUCUGGUUUCUUAGCGGAUUUAGAAAAAAGGAGAGGUGGUGCAGCACUUUUGCUUUCAAAAAUGCCGCACGUUAUACCGCACUCCGAACGAGUGGUUUUAUUUCGAAAACAUGUUGCUAACGAGAAAGCAGUUAUGGGUUUAACUGAGAGUGCUUGUAAUAGUCCACCAACUACGCUAAUAGUUGUUCAUAGAACGCGUAUAGUAGAGGAUGGCUAUCGGCAGUUAGCAAUGUUACCUCCUCAAGCUUUGAAAGGUGUAAUCAGAGUACGUUUCGUAAAUGAACAGGGUUUGGCAGAAGCUGGAAUAGAUCAGGAUGGUGUAUUUAAAGAAUUUUUGGAAGAAACGAUCAAAAGAGUUUUUGAUCCGUCUUUGAAUUUGUUUAAAGCUACUAGCGAAAAUCGUCUUUAUCCUUCUCCAACGUCCUCGAUGCAGGACAAUCAUUUACAAUUAUUUGAAUUCGUUGGACGAAUGCUAGGCAAGGCUGUUUACGAGGGAAUCGUCGUAGAUGUUCCGUUUGCGUCAUUUUUUGUUUCCCAAUUUUCUGGGCAAGCUGGAGGAACCUUGUAUAAUUGUUUAGACGAGUUAGCUUCGUUGGAUCGUGAUCUCUAUCGUAGUCUAACUUUAGUAAAACAUUACAAAGGUGAUAUUAGACAAUUAGAAUUGACUUUUUCGUUGGAUGAAGAUGUGAUGGGAAAAUUAGUAACUCACGAGUUGAUACCUGGUGGACGUGCCGAGGCAGUUACUAAUCAAAAUAAAAUACGUUAUAUACAUCGAAUGGCACAUUUUCGUAUGCAUACGCAAAUCAAGGAACAAACGGCUGCUUUUAUUAAAGGAUUUUGUUCGAUAAUCAAUCCUGAUUGGUUGUCAUUAUUUUCAACGCCCGAACUGCAAAGAUUAAUAUCGGGUGACAACGUCCCAUUAGAUCUGCGCGAUCUACGUAGACACACGCAAUACUAUGGUGGAUUCCAUGAUAGUCAUAGAGUAGUAUGCUGGUUAUGGGACAUCCUUGAGAAAGAUUUUACCGAGGAAGAAAGAGGCUUAUUUUUAAAGUUCGUCACAAGCUGUUCAAAAUCACCGUUGCUGGGUUUCGCUCAUUUGGAACCACGAUUUUCCAUACGUUGCGUUGAAGUUGGCGAUGACGAGGAUACAGGCGACACAAUUGGCAGUGUGAUAAGAGGAUUUUUUACGAUACGUAAAAAGGAUCCUCAAAUUCGGUUGCCUACUUCUUCAACUUGUUUCAAUUUAUUGAAACUACCAAAUUACCAGAAAAAGAGUACACUUCGUGAAAAGUUACGUUAUGCUGUUACCAGUAACACCGGCUUUGAACUUUCUUAAUUAAUCUACGACUUAUUGGUAGUAACAAUCAUCAGGGAACUAACUCGAAACGCGGAGCAAAAAUCGAAAGUGAUCGAGCGGUGCCUAACUGAUUUACCCCAUGUUUCAAUAUAAAACGUGACCUAUAUAAAUAUCUACAAAAAAAAAAAUAUAUAUAUAUAUAUAUACAUAUUACAAUUAAAAAUCGAAGAAUGAACGAAAAUGUACAGUAAAACAUAUACACGUAUAUAGUCUUAAGCCUAACUAAUAAGUUGCAAGAAUUGUAACUUCUUUAGAAUAAUUAUUUG